CGAAAGACACGUAGCCCUGACAUCAUUUCCGCAGAAGAGUGAGUUUGUAAACAUUCCAUUUCAGAAAAGAUUUCGUCAGAUAGAUUUAAAAUUUGAUGACUCACUUUUGGUCUGAUGGUCUUUAUGGGUAGAAGAAGGAGCCGAAGAUGGAAGGCAUUCGCUUGGUUUUUUGUAACUUCACUUGGAGCGCUGUUUUACUCAAUAAGGUGUAGCAAUGCAGCAAGUGACUCCCUGUACAGUAGUGAACAAAACCAUAUUCCUGGUGAUGAGAUUAAAAGCCAUGUCACCCGUCCAGAGAGUGGGUCCUGUAAAAACAGACCCCCUAAACAAAAAUUCCUGAUUGUGGUCAGUACAUUGGAUGGAAAGCUUUCUGCCCUGGAUGCAGCAGAUCAUGGCAGAGUUCACUGGACCGUAUCAACUGACCCUCGACCUCUUUUGUCCUCCAGCAUCAGCAACCUUGAUAUAAAUCAGAAUGGGGUAAGGAAAAGAUUGAUACCCUCCCUGGAUGGCACCCUCUAUCAGUAUGAUGGGGACAGCAUUGAAGCUAUUCCAAUGACAGCAGAGGCCCUUCUUAGCUCCUCCUUCAAACUAUCAGACAGAACAAUGAUGGUGGGGGGUAAAGACAUCAGUUCAUUUGGGAUAGAUCCUGUCACAGGAAAGCUGAGGUAUUUCUGCACUUCUGAGGGGUGUAAGAUUUUGGACAGUGAUGACCAAGGUGACCGAGACAUGUUGGUAGUGACCAAGAGCAUGCAGACUGUCCGAUCAGUAGACCCCAGGAGUGGAAUUGAAAAGUGGAACUUCAGUGUUGGAAGCCAUCAAAUAGAAAUGAUCCCAGGAGAUAAAUCCCAUGAUGCAACACCACUGGAGGAAGAGGAUGACAUCUGUAGUCAAACUUGUCCAAAUGAGGAGACACAUGAUAUGCUGGACACAGACGACUCUAUUAAGAUCAUUGUACCAGAAGGAAUGGUGGUCGCUCUCAGUCCAGAAAAUCCAGAUGUUGUAGACUGGAAACACAAGUUUGAGAGUCCAGUGGCCAAGGCCUGGAUACUGAGGAAUGGUGUGUUGAAAUCAAUCAGUGUGUUCGACAAUAAACAUAUUCCAGCUCUGUCUGGAUUUGAGGACACGGGGGAUGUAAAGGAUCCGACAGGAAGUCAACCUCUACUUUAUGUGGGUUUGCACCAGAAUCAGCUUUAUGUACAGCCCUCUGUUCCCAUGCAGGAGAAUGUUGCAAAUGCAGCUCACCGUUUUCAUGGCAGUGCCCUUAGUGUACCCAAAGUGACCUGGAAACCACUUAUCAGUACUGCCCCCUCAAGGACCCCCAUCUUCCGUGGAAAUAGACAAGAUCCCAGUGGUCCACGGAUGAUAGCCAAUGGGCAAGCAGCAAACAAAGAAACUGGCCUUUCUGUUUGGCAUGAAAAUUACCCAUUUGAUAAUGGUUACUACCUUUACCCAGAUGUCAUUCUACCUGCAAAUAUCUGUGAAGCUAUUAACAAAACAGAAGAGAGUAUGCCACAUGUGAUCUACAUGUCUUUGUGGAACUAUUGGAAAGAGGUGUUAGCGAUCAGUAUACUGACAUCUGUUUGUCUGAACUUAACAAUCUUAAAGUUAAGGAAGGUCUACAAAAAGAAAUGCAUGAGUUUUGAAAAGGAGGAUAGUUUAGUAAUCUCUGGGACUCGGUCAGUUGAAGAAUUGGAUACUACAGAGAAAAGAACUGAUGAAUACGAAUCAAGAUAUAAGACAGACUUUGAACAGCUACAGGUGCUUGGUAAGGGUGGAUUUGGUAUCGUGUUUGAGGCCAGAAACAAAGUGGAUGAGUGUUGUUAUGCUAUUAAGAGGAUCACACUACCCAUUAAUGAAGUAUCCAGAUUGAAAAUGAAGAGAGAAGUUUUUGCAUUGGCUAAGCUUGAUCAUCCUGGAAUAGUUCGUUAUUUCCAGGCAUGGGAGGAAACUCCGCCAGUAGGCUGGCAAGAGAAUAAAGAUCAGGAAAUGUUUGAGAGUGAAUGCAUCAGUAUGCCAACACCAUGUAAUUCCACAACUCACUUUGCGCCAAAAGAUCCAAACACUCAUGACAGUAUUCACUUGGAAUUAAAUGAUGGCAUACGAGAGAAAAGUACAAUUAACCAGUUUGGAGGUGGCAUUAACGAUGAUCGCUACAUCAUCACCUCCAAUGAACGGGCUGGAGGAAGUCAGGAAUUCAGUGUGUCAACAAAGAGCCUUUCAUGGGAAAAAAGCGAAGAUUCCAGACGUCUAUUUGGACAAAGGAUUGAAGAAGAGUCUUCUUCAUUGGAUGUGGAGUUUAAUUUGGAUGUUAGUGAUGACAGUGAUGAUAGUGGAAGCUUCGCUAACACCACGGUGCCUUUCUCUAAAUUAACAAAUCCCCAUACAGAGAAUGAAAAUGACUCUUUCAGUAUUGUGUUUGAAGAUUCAGGUUGUGCAGACAAAAGUGGAAAGAGUAGCAGAAGUAGUAGUAGUGGUGGAAUAGUAUUUCAAGAUGAUAGUAACCAUAGCAACAGAUACAUUGUGGACAUUCCAAGUGAAUCAGGAGGCAGUCGACCAAAAACUCUGUCUCUAUCAGACCAAAAAUCACACUCGGCCAGGAAGUUGCAAUUGGACAAGUCAACUCCUACCCAGAGGUCUUACCUGUAUAUACAGAUGCAACUGUGUCGUCGAGAGACACUGAAAGAUUGGCUUUGUGCCAGCACCUGUGAACCUAGAAGUUCAGAGGUCAUCUGGGACAUGUUUGGUCAGAUUGUUAGUGCAGUUGAGUAUGUGCACAACAGCGGACUUAUGCACCGAGAUCUCAAGCCCUCCAACAUUUUCUUCUCUUAUGAUGAAGUGAUUAAGAUAGGGGACUUUGGAUUAGCCACUGACCUCACAGAAGAGAUUGAGGACUGCUCAGCCGAUUCUAAUCCAUUCCGAAAACACACUGCUCAAGUGGGGACAACUCUGUAUAUGAGCCCAGAACAGAUGGCAGGAAAGCCCUAUGGUCCGAAGGUUGACAUUUUCUCCCUGGGAAUGAUCCUCUUUGAAAUGCUGUAUUUCUUCAACACUCAAAUGGAGAGAGUUCGGACAUUAAUGGAAAUAAAAAAGAGGAUUUUCCCAGAAGAAUUCAAGAAAAAUCAGGAGGAGUAUAAAUUUGUGGAUUGGUUGCUCUCUUUUGAACCUGCCCAAAGACCCAGUGCUACAGAAAUCAUGAACAGUAAACUGCUGGAGAAAUUCCGCUCUCAGCAUCCACCCAAAAUUCACAGAGAUCGUUCCAUCUCAUCUAGCAGUAGUGGAUCUCUAGCCUAUGACUGAAGGGUUGUGUUCACAGAAUUCUUUAUCUUCCACUAUGUACAUCUGUUCUCAGAAUCAGGUCUUUAUAGCCCUUAAUUAACUAUUGAAUGUGCACAAGAUUUCAGAAGUGUAGUGCUUAUUUGCCUAAAUACUUUGUCCUCAUUUUUCAUUUUGAAAUUUCAGGGAGUUGCUUCCCCAUCAAUCAUUUGUAUUUUUUAAGGAAAGAAAUUAAAAGCUACCCAAGUUGUAUGAAUAUAACCUGGGUUGGGGCAUUUUAUAAAGCUGUAUAUAAAAAAAGCUUAACCUGUUCCAACUCAGAUUGUACAUGUAUAUGUUGAGUAGCUAUUAAAUUCAUUCCUUAUAGUUUAGAAAAUGAGAUGCAUUGUCCUCAAAAAAUGGUAUAAAAAAAUAUACAAAAUUUAAAUGUAAUGUCAGUACAUGUAAAUUUCUUGACACAACUAAUAUUGCAACAUAGUCAUGUAUGCAACAAAUUUAUUCAAUAUACAAUUUUUAGCUUAACUGAAUUGAAGGCUUUAGUGAGCUCUUCUGAUUGAAAUUUUCGGUAAACAGUCGUAGUCUAUUGUUGUCAUAAAUUUUUCACAUUUUCAUCUUUUUCUCCAGAAUCACUUGGCCAAUUUCAUUCAAAAUUUAGAACGGAAAAUCCUUAGGUAAAAGGAAUUUGGUUUCUUUCAAAGGAAAGGUCACACCGUCUUCUAAUGGGAGAUAAUUAAGAAAUGGUAAAAAUUAAAUGGGUCAUUUAAAAUUCUUCUCAAGAACCAGUGGGCCAUUCAAUUUUAUUCAAGUUUAUGCAAAUCAUGACCCCUGGGGGGGAGGGGGGGGGCCACUAUAGGCAUUCAAAGUCUUGCAUAGGAAUACACAGGAAAAAUCUUUAAGUCUUCUUCUGACAAACAGCAAAAGGAUGAUCAGUCACUUUUAUAUUGAAGCAUCCUCAUGUAGUGUUGAUUCAAGUUUGUUCAAAUAAUGACAUGUGGGUGUAAGGUAGGGCCACAACAUGUUAUUUUAAUUUUACAUAUAAAUAAAUAGGGGAAAAAUCUGCAGGGAAAACCCCCCCAGAAGGAUCAUAGUUACUCAGGUGAGCAUUAUGGCCCAUGGGCCUCUUCAUUUUUGAUCCAGUCAAAUAGCUGGUUUAAACAAGAAUUUAGUUCUAUUUACAUAAUUUUACUGUCAAAAUCACCUCAUGAAUGUAAUAGAUAAUUUAAUAGAUAUACCAUAGUUCUUGGCUGGGAAACUUUAAGAAGGAGGAUUGGGCAAUCUAUGUGAAAUAUUUUUUGUCAUUAUUAUUUUUUGUUCAUAAUCAGGGCACUUUGAAUUUUUUUUCCAGAAUCUCGAGUGUAAUUAACAAAUGUCUAGUGCUUGCUUUAUUCUUCAGGAAUUGCUUAGAUAAAAAUAAAAUCACUGUAGUUAAUUUUUUAAACUAUAUAACAGGUAUUUAUUUUGUUGAGUCAAUUGUGUGUUUCAUCCCCUAAAUUUAUUAUAUGUAGUGAGUGUGAUGUGUAGUGCAUAUGUAAUUGUUGUUUUACCAAAGUGCUUUCAGAAAUUUAAAAUUUGCAUUAAAAAGAGUACAUAUUUUCUACACUUUCCACACAAGGAAAAGCCAUUGUAUAAAAGUUUGCUUGGAAGUAGUAAAUGGAUGAGAGAGUAAAGGUGGGAGAAUUCUUGGGGAAAAAAUUGUUAGCGUACAGUAUUUGUUGUGUUGAAAUUUUUUGUAAUUUUUGCAAUGAUGCAAAAUUAAAAAAAUAAAUUAUUUUUUCUUACA
Molecule: messenger RNA, 5053 nt
Organism: Saccostrea echinata
Lineage: Eukaryota; Metazoa; Mollusca; Bivalvia; Ostreida; Ostreidae
Product: eukaryotic translation initiation factor 2-alpha kinase 3-like
Exons: 18
Coding region: 115-3297 (1060 amino acids)
Biological process (GO): protein phosphorylation
Molecular function (GO): protein binding; protein kinase activity; ATP binding
Source: RefSeq, a predicted model, not a curated record